Molecule: messenger RNA, 2580 nt
Organism: Frankliniella occidentalis (western flower thrips)
Lineage: Eukaryota; Metazoa; Arthropoda; Insecta; Thysanoptera; Thripidae
Exons: 5
Coding region: 8-1303 (431 amino acids)
Molecular function (GO): protein binding
Source: RefSeq, a predicted model, not a curated record
CGAGGCCAUGGAGGUGCCGGCGACCCGCUUCAGCACGGCGCCCACGCUGCCCGCGGGCGGCACCCACGCCACGGCGCGCGGCCAGAGCACCCAGUCGGGCUCCACGCUCUCGUACACGCCGCUCUCCGAGCUGGACUACGGCACCGUCAUGUGCUGGGCGUCCAACCGCGCGGGCAGCCAGCGCGACCCCUGCGUCUUCCACAUCAUCGCGGCGGGCAAGCCCGACAUGCCGUUCAACUGCACGCUGCUGAACCAGACGUCCUCCGCGCUCGGCGUGGAGUGCGUCGCGGGCUUCGACGGCGGCCAGCCGCAGCGCUUCGAGCUCGAGGUGUACGACGACAACGCCCGCCUGCUGGCCAACGUGUCCUCGGACACGCCCAGCUUCUCCGUGUCCGGGCUGGCGCCGGGGCUGGUGCUCAAGAUGCUCAUCUACGGCAGCAACAGCAAGGGCCGGUCCGAGCCCAGCCGCCUGGAGGGCUUCACGCUCAAGGGCGCCGAGAAGCAGACGGAAGAGAACCUCCUGUCGCUCCUAGGCCCGCCCGAGUUCACGCUGACCCCUGUGCUGGGCGGCGUGCUGGGCGUGGCGGGCGUGUUCCUGCUGGGCGCGCUGCUCGUGGCGCUGGUGGUGAAGCUGCGCGCGGGCUGCUCGCGGCCGCUGGGGCUGGCGCUGGGCGGGGGCGGCCGGCACCCGCGCCCGCCCGCGCGCCCCGCCCAGCUGCCGCUCAAGGACAAGGCGGCCCUGCCGCUGCGCUCGGACGCCGACGACCACCUCAUGCCGCCCUACUCGGACAAGGACGACCGCAACCCGGACCUCAUCCCGUGCAACAAGGACUCGGACUACCAGCUCGGCACGCCGGGCCAGAAGUCGACCCCGGACAACAACGGCGUGCUCGCGGGCCACCACGGCGUGCACGCGACGCUCCGCAACGGGGACGUCUUCUGCAAGCAGGACAACCGCGAGGUGGAGCGCGAGAGAUACAUCGGUCGGCAGGACGACGAGGUAACGUACGCCGAGCUGGUGCUGUCCGGGAGGGCCGCCUGCACGGACGCCAACGGCGGCGGCACGCUGCGGAGAGGGGUGGCGACCUGCGGCCGGGAGCCCACCAUCUACGCGCAGAUCGACCACUCCCGGAAGGGGAUGACGACGGGCCUGGCUGGUACCCCGCCGUCGCUGGGCACGCCGCUGUCGCCGUCGGCCAGCACGCCAGGUGGCAUGGCGGGAAUGCCGCCGCCGCUGCGCGAGAUCGUGACAGUACGGACACCGCUCAUGGCGAUGGCGUCGCAGCAAGAGAGCUGUGUAUGAGUGUGAUUAUAGUGUAUGGUGAUAGUGUUAGAUAGGGAGACUGCGCCCCGGACCCACGCGUCCGAGACGUUUCGUGUACAUGGUGCGACAAGCCCACUGCCAAAGAUGUUCCAGAAGCACAAACUUCGGUCGCUGAGCCCGCCUGUCGAAGCGGUGAACUCUUCGCCCCUGACCAUAAUUUCCAGAAACCUGCCCUCAAUGUGGUCUUCAGACCGACGAUGUGCCUCACAGUUGCAGUUUUUCACACUGCCGAUACAGUCAGCUACAAAUUCUCUCUUUCAGGGAGUUUUUCAAAGAAACAAGGUCAAUCACCUCAUUUGAAAAAGUAUGUUAUUUCUUGUACAAAUGACCUAUGUUUCCCCUACGCAUAGUUCGAUAGUUCUAAUUGAGACCAUUGUAGAACAGCGAACAAAAUCAGCAAUUGAUAAUGUUUAGCAACUCCGUCUUAUUUCUGUUUUGAAGUGACAAAUUCAACAAAAGAUGACAAAAGAGUAGUGGUUUAUAUGGUUUAUUAUGUAACUGACUGAAAACAAUCAUCUCGGGUGGGUUUAAUCCCUUGCAAUUCCGUGUUUGGUUCAGGGAAUAGUGACCGAAAUUCACUUAAAUAUUAUAGGAACUAAGAGCAAGCCAUAUCUGGUGUCUGCACCCAACAGACUGCAUAGAAUCUAAAGUGGAUUAGUAAAAUUGCCCUUCUAUGUAUAUAUGUAUAAUUGUAAGAGUUUUACUAUCAAUAUUUUUUUACUGAUUGUACAAAGUAAAUACUGUAAAUACUAUGUCAGUGCAAAUGCUGAGAUUAAUAUUGUUUGUAACUUAUUGUGCAUAUCGAUAUGUAGCAUAUGUGACCAGAGAUUAUGUGUAAAUAUUCAAUAUCCCUCGUUGAAUAAUUAAGGUUGUGUCAUAUGUAAUUUAAAACAGUUCUACUCAUUUUUAUUACAAAUACAGUACAAAAUUUACCGUUAUGUUCUCUUACAUCCAACAAAUGUUCACUCUGUAUUUUAUUUUUAAGUGGUCAUGGCUUUCACUCCAUUGAUAAAUCAUGCAGAGAAUGUUCAUGGUAUUUGAAAAAUCUUGUUAGAGAUUUUGAACUGAGAGUUGUCACAAUAUUGAAGGAACUAGUCAGAACUGAAUUCUCCUUUCAGAAACGUUGACACUUAUUUCUCUUCUCAUUUAACCAAAUAAAAAUCCAGUAUUUUAAAAGAAUGACAGUUUAUGAGGAGCGUGUUAUGUAAUGAAAUUUAAUUACCAAUAAUAAAUCAAUAAAGAAACUCGCAUCAGAA